Acanthaster planci (crown-of-thorns starfish) is the source of this 2460-nucleotide messenger RNA. Its product is annotated as C-type lectin domain family 4 member E-like. Lineage: Eukaryota; Metazoa; Echinodermata; Asteroidea; Valvatida; Acanthasteridae. The record is from RefSeq and is a predicted model, not a curated record.
UCCUGUCUAUCCAUGAAGGACACGAAAGAAGAAACUAGAAGUUUUGAUCUUAAUUCAAGACACCAAAUGAACUACAGCAAGAGCAUUUUAUUGUCAUUAUUGCCGUGGUUACCUACGAAUGGUCUGGCGAUGUCUCAGACUAUAUACACACAGUGAAAAAAAAACACAGUGUGGCAACAGACCGUUGAAACCUGAAGCAGUGAUUGGCUCUUAAACCAACAGGCAUUCACAAUAGUGAUAACAUCAUGUUUAGGAACUGGUUGCUAUGACAAAAGGUACUAAAUUCAUUGAUUUUCUACUCGUUAUAGGCAUUUCCCAAUUGAAACUACCCAGUAUAUGUGCUCUGGCAAUAACUAAUGCCUCCAUCACUGGAGUGCUGCUCAGUUUUUGGUGUGAGCAUGGCAUUGGUCGGGCUGGUUUGGGCUGCUAGCCUUCUGCUGAGUUACCCAGUCGGUGCAGAGGAGUGGUGCACGGGCUCCAUGGGAGGGGCAUGCCCUCCCACUUGGCACCAGUGGGGGAUGGAAUGCUACAAAGCCACAGGGAGGAAGUUGGCCUGGCUCAAGGCAACAAAGGAGUGUGCUCAGAUGGGAGGAGUGAUGGCCGUGCCCCAAUCCAAGAGCGAGAGCCAGGUAUUACUCGACUUGAUGCCGCGGGGUGAGACUCGCAUCUGGAUUGGUUGCACCGAUGAGCAAGUGGAAGGUAGAUGGGUAUGCUGGGAAGGGGUGAGGGUGGUUCCCUUGAAGGAGAUGCCUUGGGCCAUGGGUGAACCCAACAACAAUUCAGGUGGCGCAGCGGAAAACUGUGCCGUGCUGAAUUCAUCGGGUGACUGGAAUGACAUACCAUGCAAAGAUGUGGUGAACCUAUUCACAGUUUGCAAACAGCCUGCGACUCCCCUCUUGCAUUUUUGAAGUCUCAGAAGAUAUGAGCCCAAUGCAUGUGAACAGCAGACUGCUUUAGAAUUCCUACAGGCCAGUCUCUAUUUCUCUGUAUGUCACAGUCUUAUUAUUCACCUAGCAUAAUCAGUGGCUUGUUAACUAUACAUUGUAACUAACUUUCAAACCAAAGUCAAACAACUGAGCCAAAAAAGUAUUUAAAAAUAAAAAAAAAACAAUAAAUACAUGUGCUCCUAAUUCUAGAUGAAAAACAAAAAUACAGCCCUAUUUGAAAGAAAUGAGGCAAACAUGCAUGUGAGUAGGCAAGUAUCACCUUUUGUUCAUGGUACUUGUAGAUGUACCAUCAACCAAAGGUGAUAUUUAUGCCAACUCUGACCAAACAUGUGAGGAGGAGGCAACAUUAGAAAGGUCUGUAAGCACGGCAGGGUUUCAUCUGGGACUGAAAUAACUACCUGUCCUUUCCCAGGCAAUGUUAAACAGAGGUGAGAUUCUUGGAAAAUGAAAUAUCCACAAAAUCAUCAUCAGAGGUUUUGGGGGCUCCACAGCAAUGAAGGGUCGAUGGUAAACAUUAAUGUUUGCCUAAUUAGCCUCACUAAAAGGCAUUCCUUAACAUUCCCAUUUAUGUUCUGUAUAAACUUUUAUAUAAAAACACCUUAGUUAACUACAAACUCAUAAUUUCCAGAUUUUAACAGUGAUUGUUUGAAAUAUUCUGACAAAUCUCACCCCUGGUUAAAAGCCGUUGGUGCACUCCCAGUCAAAUGUAUGACACUGCUACCCCUUGCUGCUUUCUGAGCCCAUGUUUUCAUUGCAUCCAAUCCUUUGGAUAGAUAUACGCAUAUUUUUUUUCUCCAGUGUUCAACAUUUGUGAAAUACACGUAAAUUGGCAUCUGUAAAUUCUGCCCUAGCAAAUUAAAUAAUCAUUUAAAAAAUACUCAAUAAUCAAUGUGAAGAUGUGUUCCAUGCAAGGCGUGGUCCAUUAUGAUUACUGGAAUCGUUACUAUUAAACAGCAGAAACUCAUGUUGCCUUAUCAGCAUCCACCACGUAGAGGACUUUUUCACAGGAUUGGGAGGGGUGCAUUGUGCAUAUCCACUAUGCAUGUUGUUUGCUUUAACACUUUGACUAAUUAUCCCAGGUUUGGGUUGAUUUUCUCUCGCUAAGAUUUUCCGAGCAUUGAAUGUAUCAAGGGUAUGAGGUUGUCUUGUUAUUAAAUGUAAUAAAGAUUUAGCUUUCACCUAUGCUGCAUUUACUACUUGAAUUGACUCAGAACUGGUCGGUUGUAAAAAAUAUCUCCAUCAUGUAUAUGUAAAUGAAGUACUGGUAUGUAUCUUUAUGACAAAACAAACAAUCACCUGUUUUAUUAAAUAAUUACCCAUGAUUAUAUCUGUCAUGAAAUUAGAAUUCAUCAGUGAGCUGUUGUUUUAUAAGAGUUGCUUUUAUGCAGGCAGAUAUGUACAUGUUCAAUUUGUCUGAAUGUUUUCAGUCUGGUCUUCUUUUAUGUUUGGUUGGCUUCAUUCAUUUUGUUUUGUUUUUCAGCUUAGUCCCAGUACAUGUUGACCCAAAUCCUAA